AUGUCGCAAGCGUGUGGCACCCAAGUGACACAGACGCAAGUCUUCAACGUGGUCUCGCAGAGCUUCGUCGCCGGGCCUGAUGCUGUACUGAUGGCCAUCGCCGGGGCGGAGCCGAAGGAGUUUCCCUUCACUCCCGAGACCAGUGAGGUGGUCAUUGGUCGUCACCCUGAUUGCAAUAUUCAGGCUAGCGACAAGCAUGUGAGUUCCAAGCACUUCCGCGUCUACCGCGACAGUGAGAAACGCUUUUUUCUGGAGGAGUUGGGUUCCUCUGGUUGCUUCAUCAACAAUCAGCUGGUGAAGAAAGGCGAGCAUCGCGCCUUGUGUCACGGCGAUGCCAUCAAGAUUGCGCCCAACGUCACCACGGAGAGUCCCUUCGCCUUCUUCAUCUUACAGGUGAACCCCUGCGAGGGCAGUGCCUGGAAAGGCGACGGCGUGCCCUGCCCCCCCGACACGAGCGAGCGGAGUGGCACUGGUGAAAUAGAAGGCAUGCCCAAUGGGAAGACCGAAGACUGGGUGACCAAACAUUGGGACAUUCGGCACCAGCUGGGCAGUGGCAACUUCAGCGAGGUCCGACUCGGGGUGGACGUCAAGGACAAGGGAAAGCAAUACGCGAUGAAGAUCGUAGACAAGAAGAAGUUCCUGCAGUUUCAGAAGCAGCGCGAAUCCGUGUUGAAUCUUCGUGAUGAGGCAGAUAUGAUGAGUAGUCUUUCACAUUCCAACAUUGUCAAGUGUCACAGCUGGUUCCAAACAGAGGCCAACAUGUACCUUGCGUUGGAGCUUGUGCAAGGAGGCGACCUGUUGCACUGCUUGCUGGAUGGUGGGGCGUUCCCAGAACACCAGGCUUCCAGGCUCUUCCAUCAGAUCUGUGAUGCGGUGAGGUACCUCCAUGUAGAGAAACAGCUGGUACACCGAGAUUUAAAGCCUGAGAACAUCCUGCUGACCAGCAAGGACAGAGAAACGAUGCUUCCGAAGUUGGCUGAUUUUGGGUUGGCCCGCAAAAACAUGAAAUCCCGGGACUGUCGCACUUUCUGCGGUACGCCACACUAUUUCGCCCCAGAGGUCAUCACAACUGCCAGUAGUUCUGACUCCAAGAAUGCCGGUUAUGGGAAGCAGGUGGAUAUGUGGAGCCUGGGGGUCAUCCUCUAUAUCCUCCUGAGCGGCAUCCCACCCUUUGAGGAGGAGCAGCUGUAUCGUCAAAUUCUGGAUGGGAAGUACGAAUUCGAUGUCGAGGAGUGGAAUUGCGUCUCCCCAGAGGCAAAGCAGUUCGUGACCAGCAUGAUGACGGUGAAUCCCAUGGAGCGGAUCGAUAUCAAUCAGGCCGUGGACCAUCCAUGGUUUAAGAUUUCCAGGUUUUGCACGCCUACCCGCUCCAAUGUCGAGCCGGGGGGUCGUUCCUUCGCAGAGGAGCCUUCGGCCAAGCGCCGUAAGUCGGAGGGGACUAUGGGGACUAUGGCCUGA
Molecule: messenger RNA, 1458 nt
Organism: Cladocopium goreaui
Lineage: Eukaryota; Dinophyceae; Suessiales; Symbiodiniaceae
Source: the annotation of a GenBank genome assembly